GACAAGUUCUUUUUUUUUUAGGUUUGAGCUUUGGAGUGUGAAGGCGUCCGUGGAAGAAGCUCUUUUGGUAAAGAUGGCGAAAUACAAUGAGAUAGCGAAGAAGAAGAGAGAGGCGAAAGCGGAUAGAAAGCGAGCUAUCCACGGAGAUCCACUCACCAAUAAACUGAAGAGCAGAGCUCCGGUUCUCUCCGUCUCCGGAAAACGUCAGAGAAAACUCCUCAGAAAAUGGCGCCGAGAGCAGAAAGAGAUGGUGGAGAAGGGUCUUGUAACCAUGGAGGAUGUCGAGAUGGCUUCUGCUGAUGCUGCAUCAGAAGAAUCAAAGAGAUCCCCUAGAAAGUUUAGCGUGAAGAAGACCUUGAAGCUUAAUAAACUAAAGAAUAAAGGCAAGAAGAAGAGAAGCCAGGGAGCCGCUGCUGGCCAAGUAUCUACUGCUGAUCAGAUGCUGGAAUGAGUGUAAAUCUUUGAAUCAUCAUAGGAUCUCUUUUUUUUUUUUAAUAAGUUUUCCGAAUCUAGUUUCUCUAAUGUUUUUCUUAAAAAGAUCUCAUUUUGUAUUCUGGCCGGGAAUCGGGUUCUGUUAUAUGUCAAAUUUACAAUACUACUACUUACUUGUCUCAGGACCUGUUCUAUGACUUCUAUUCUUCCA
Molecule: messenger RNA, 643 nt
Organism: Raphanus sativus (radish)
Lineage: Eukaryota; Viridiplantae; Streptophyta; Magnoliopsida; Brassicales; Brassicaceae
Exons: 4
Coding region: 74-451 (125 amino acids)
Source: RefSeq, a predicted model, not a curated record